This is a messenger RNA of Podospora bellae-mahoneyi, 1206 nucleotides long. RefSeq lists its product as uncharacterized. Lineage: Eukaryota; Fungi; Ascomycota; Sordariomycetes; Sordariales; Podosporaceae. The record is from RefSeq and is a predicted model, not a curated record. Bases 1 to 1164 code for a protein of 387 amino acids. The transcript has 6 exons.
AUGCACCAACUAUAUUCCCCUCUCUUGAUUGCCGCAAUCCUACAACUAUGCUCAGCCACUACACCUCUGAUCGCCAAGCCAGACCCUCACAUUUGCGGCCUCAGACUCAACAGCACCAAAGACCACUCCUUCACCAGUGUCCACGCUGGCCUUGACAUUCCCACCUUGAGCCUGCGCGACGGCUCGGAUAAACAGUCCUUCCGAUGGGGGGAGGGGGAGUGUUACGCCAUGGCGUUUGCCGACGACCACACCAUCAUCAUCAUCUCUCCCGACUGGCGGACCAACCUCAAGAUCAUCACCAUCUCGUACAACGCCAUGAAGAAACGGGCUGACGAGAACGGUGUCACAUUCGCCCCGGCCAAGUACGCCAUGAUGCACUUCCGGCAAACUCGAGAUAACAACUCGCCCCCCCAAGGACCUUCCGAAGAAUGUCAGCAUUGCGUGCGCAAGCUGCGCGUCCCGGGUGUGAUUUUCAACAGUCAUCUCAGCUGGAUUGAUCAUGCCAGACAUCUUCAAGUCAAGGUUCUCAAAAUCGAGCAGUACAUGCGGCGAAUCUCCAGCUCCAUCAGAGGACCCCCGACGUGGCAGAUGCGAAGUCUCUUCUGCUCCAAUGUUCGACCCGUGCUUUUCUACGCCGGCGCCGCGUGGUACCGGCCCGACAACAAGCGACAUGCGGACAGCUGGAACACGGCCUUGAAGAUGCUCGAAGCGGCUCAGAGGAAAUGUCUGGUGGUUAUCUCAGGCGCCGUCAAAUAUCCGCCAUCAGAAUUGCUCCUGCACGAGUUGCGCAUUGGGACUGUCGACCGUCUCUUAUGGAAGUAUCGUCUCAUCGCCUCGCAACAUCCUAUCAUCAAGGCCUACGCACACGCUGCGCGCUACCACCCAAGACUGCUGAGAUGGAGCUUGAGCAGGCCUCCAACUGUCCCAAACGGCACCACCCGAAACACACUCUCGCCUCUCAGCUACCGACCCAGGGCCGAAGUACGCCAAGGAUAUCAAUCCGAAUCUCGUCAAAGGCCUUUCGAAGGCUGUGACGAUACGACUUUUGGAUUGCGUGGGUCGUUCGGCUUCCGCGGUACAAUGGGAACAAACGCAGUUUUCGAUGCGGCAUGGUGUUUGGUGCGCCGCAACUUGACUUUGCGGCGGGUGGUGAGGUCCCUUUGAUGCUGAUCUGGCAGCUCGUUGUGUUGGUUGGGUUUCUUGUGG